CCCUUCUCCCCUUUCAUUUACAAAGAUCACAGUAUGGUUUUCGAUGUUGUUCUAGAAUGUAUUCCUCUUAUGAUCUGAUUUACAAGUAGAAAAUAAAAUUGUAUUGCUAUAAAUUAGAGUUUUUCUGUUUUGUGAAGCAGAUUAACAAUGGAUUUUGGCAAUCUUCUCUACGCUGCACAAAAUAAUACUGAGCAUAAAAGCAGAGAGACACGAUGUUACAAAACAACUUUCGAACCUCCGAAAAAAGAGGUAAAACCAAAGCAGCUGUCUGCAAAUGUGCAGAAAUUCCUGCAGAAGCAGGAGGAGGAGAAACGGAGAAAAGAAAUUGAAGCUAAAAAGAAACGAGAGGAACUACUAGCGUUGAGAAGUCAGGACAAAAUGUCGCAGAAAAGAAUGAGCACAAUGUUGAAGAGAACCAAAUCAGCCAACAAAUCUGUCAUGGAGGAUGCAAUUGAUGACGUCAACACUUCUGUCACAAUGGCUGGACCUCAGCAGUGUGAUGAGGAUGACUACGGUUAUGUGUCACAAGAAGCGAGUUCUUUCUACAACAAAAUGAUGGAGAAAUACACCAGUAUGCCUUCUGACGAACCAAGUUUCCUCAAACCAAAAAAGGGCACCGCUAAAGAUCUCAGCGCUGCUAAGGAACGUGUAAAAGCCGCUCUGAAUAGAGUGGAAGAAGAAGAGAUGUUGCCAAGAAAGAGAAAGAGAAAAACGAAAGAAAGCGAGGGAGACAAAGAGGAGGAUGACUUCAUAGAUGACAGCGGGAACUAUAGAAAAGGAGACGACGAUAGAGAGAAGGAGAAAGAGAAAGAGAAACCGAAGAAACCCAAGAGACCCCCAAUGCCUCCACCUAUGGACUUUCAAGCGCUGUUGAAAUUGGCCGAGCAAAAACAGCAUGAACCAGUUGUGAUUGAUAAGAAAAGAAAGAGAGAUAGCAGCUCGGAUGAGGACGAAGACGAUGAAGAUGAAGAGAGAAAGAAACUGAUGACGAAGAAACAGCGACUGGAGUACGAACGGGAGAAGGAGGCGAGGAUGCAGAGAGAGAGGAGGAGGAUGGAAGAAGCUAUGAGGAAUAGGAAUGGUGGGGGGAAACCGGGGGAAAAAGUAAGACCGAGAGAGAGGGAGAGGUCACAGGAGAGAGAGCCAAAGUCGAGAGAGAGAGAAAGUAAGGAUAAGGAACAGAGGUCUAGAUCUCCACCGCGGUCUUCAGCUACUUUGAAAGGUGGGGGUGGUUUUAAAAUCCCUAAGAAUCCGGAUGCGUCUAGAACUGAAAGUGCAUCUAGAAAGGAAAAUGGAUCUAGAACGGAAAGUGCAUCAAGAACGGAUAGUGCAUCUAAAAAAGAAAAUGCAUCUAGGACCGAAAGCGCAUCUAGAAUCCCCAAAACAUCUGAAAGCAGCAGCACACCAUCUAAACCUAGAAGUUUGGAAACGUCAAGGUCAUCUGAAAGCAGUUCAAAACCUUCAAAAAGUGUGGAAUCUUCUAGACCGUCGAAAAGUGUGGAGUCUUCAAGGUCGUCUUCAGAAAGCAGCAGUGCACCCAGGAUUCCGAAGUUGAGUGACAAAACUAAUAAACCCGCGGUUUUAGACAACAAAAAACGUCUGCCGAGUUCGGUUGUGGAGGAAAAACUGAAGAAAAGCUCCGAUGUUUGGUCGAAACCUUGCAAUCUGUCACCUUCUAGCAAAAAGUUACAACAAUCUAGGACUUCUUCUAGUAGUAACAGUAAUAGUAGAGGUGGUGGUGGUGGUGGUUCUACGACAAAACCUUUGGAAGACAAGUUAAACAAACUCAUGGACGAAAUUCGUAGUGUGAAACAGGCUAGCACAAAGUUGGACUUGGAGGAUAAGCUGGAGAUGUUAAGUAGAGAGUUGGAACAGAUAAAGAAGGAACGAUCAAGAGUGGAGAGUAGUGGGAAGGGAGGGGAGAGAGGAAGUAACGGAUCUCUGGACAGGAGGAAAGAGGGGGAAGAUAGAAAGAGACGCGAUGAAAACUGUGAGAAACAGAAGUACAUACCGACAAAGAUCUCUAGAGAUGGAGGGAAAUCAGAUGUUCCUAAAACUUCCUCGUCGACUAGUAGUAAACAGAAAGUGGAUUCUUCGACGCCGAAGGUUAACGGGUACAAGCCGACGCCUAUAAGUAAACUGAACGCGGGAAAACCGUCGAAACUGAAGAGUGUCGAUCUGUUUGGCGAAGAUUUCCCGGAGGAUAGUCCUGAUCCUAGGAAAAGCAACGGUGACUACAAUAAGCCUUCAAUGGCAGCUGCUAAGCAGACGCUCAGCAAACCCAGUCUUGCCAAGGCGGCUGAAAUGGCUGGUAAACAGAGGGAUCUCAAGAGUGCUACUGCUUCACCUGCGCAGAAACCUACACUUAACAAAGGUACAACCUCGAACGUGUCCAGCAAAUCGGCCGCUUCCGGCGGAAGUGUUGCGGUGCGGAAGUUCCCGCCCGAUGACCUGAAACCGCGUCCGGGCGACCGGAUGAGGCCAGCUGGUACAGGCGGACCUGUCCGCUCACGGCAGUUCCCGCCGCCGGAUGUACAGCGGUCACGCCAGUUCCCGCCCAACGAUGUCCGGCGGAGGAGACCGUCGCCUCCUCGCAGUUCUCGUUACUAUGCUGAUGAAGACGACGAGGAUGAAUAUGAUUCGGAAAUGGAUGACUUCAUCGAUUAUGGUGACGGGGAUGAUGAAGAUAAUGAACACGUGUCGGAGAUCAUCAGCGAAAUAUUCAAGUACAAUCCAUCACAAUUCUCAAUAGGAGAUGAUGACGACGAAUGCAUGGAAUCAAACUUCGGCCAAAUCGAUAAAGAAGAAAUCAGAAGUUUACAUAUUGGUCUGAGAGAGGAUUUGGAGGACAUAAGAAGAGAACAGGCCGAAAAGAAGGAGGCACAAAGAAGAAGACUGCAAAAAAUGGCGGCCAUGAAGAAAAACAGAAGAUGAUCGGCGUAGGAUUCUUAAAAAAAUUAUAGAAAAACUUGUGUAUCAUAACAGACGUUAUCAGUGUACGAUAUACUCAGUGCACAAUGAUAUGUAUAUGGACUAUGAUAGUUAUUACUUAAAGUGUAUAUAAUAUACAUAUUAUGAUAUUUAUACAGUGUUUCAGAGAAACUGGGCAUUUUGAAAGUUAAUUAAUUUCAAGAAAAACAAAUCUUUAAAUAAAGUUUUUCAUAUCAUUCAAUAGUGAAAAUAAUACAAUUUUAGAAUAAAUAAUACCGUAACAUUUGUUUUUUGAAGAUGACAUCUUGCAGAUGUAUUCCUUUUCUACGCAAAUAUUCAUGACUUGUAGUCUCUUCAUCACAUUGUCCAUGGUUUGACGUAACAUUACAACUGGAAUUUGAAAUCGCUUAUCAGAUAUUUCAGUGAUAAUGUAACGUCAAACCAUGGACAAUGUGAUGAAGAGACUACAGGAAUGUUUGCGUAGAAAAGAAACAUACCUGCAAGAUGUCAUCUUCAAAAAAUAAAUGUUACACUAUUAUUUAUUCUAAAAUGGCAUUAUUUUUACUAUUGAAUGAUGUGAAAAACUUUAUCUAUAGAUUUGUUUUACUUGAAAUUAUUCAACUUUCAAAAUUUCCCGUUUCUCUGAAACACUUUGUACAUAUAUCAUAAAUUAUGAUAUUUGAUAAUUUGCAGUGUACAAUGAAUUUUAAUAAUUUUUGAAGUGAAUUGUGAUUUGAAUCAGAUUAAUAUAUAGUUAGCAAGGUACAAUUAAAUGAAUGAUGAGGAUUUCAUUGAGUGAAUAGUGAAUGAAUGUUGAGUAAUUCAUCAAAGUGAAUAGUUUUUAGUUAUAAUGAAGUGAAUGAUAUUUUAUUAAAGUUGACAGUAAAUUGAAUGACUAAUGAAUCGAG
Messenger RNA from Nilaparvata lugens (brown planthopper), 3839 nucleotides. RefSeq names its product protein SPT2 homolog. The coding region runs from base 148 to 2934 and encodes 928 amino acids. The record is from RefSeq and is a predicted model, not a curated record. Lineage: Eukaryota; Metazoa; Arthropoda; Insecta; Hemiptera; Delphacidae. Gene Ontology annotation, molecular function: histone binding; DNA binding. Gene Ontology annotation, cellular component: nucleolus. The transcript is spliced from 9 exons. Gene Ontology annotation, biological process: regulation of DNA-templated transcription; nucleosome assembly.